AUGCUGGGGCUGCAAUCAGCUCUUGUUUCGUUACUCUUUAUAUUGGCAGGUAAAUUUUUUUCGUUUUUUCGAAUAAAAUUUUAUUUUUCACCCAGCGAAGAUCAUAAGUUAAUGAAUAAUUAUAAGUUAGAUUUAACAUCAAAAUUUUCCCGAUUUCGAAUAGAAAUUUCGUAAUUUCUCAAUUUAUUUCAGCACUAUUCCCAAAAUGUUUUAACUUCAAGUAUUCCAUCGACAAUUUCAUACAUUUUCUUCAGUAUAUCACUUGUUGUAACGCUAAGGAAGAAAGACAAAAUUCGAUAAUUUUUAUUUACUCUAUGCGUAGAAGCAUUCCAUACGAAAAAUUGAAUGAACAGCGUUUUUUAAAUAAAGGUGAAAUACCCCUAUAGGGACCACUCAAGAUUUAAAGGCAAAGGAAUCAGACCCGAAACCCUUAUAGGGACCACCUUCCUUUUACCCCUAUAGGGACUCCUUUUUCGGCCCCUAUAGGGACUGUUGUCCUCCUAACCCCUAUAGGAACCCCUCUGGAGCUCCUAAAUGAUUGAGGCUUGUAGAUGGCGCCCUUGAAGUGGACGUUGCAAGCGGCGGACGUCGAGGAGUCGACGAGAGCAUCCCUGUCAUAGAAAUCCGAGGGGAAGGGAAGCCGAUGAGUGCAGCUCAGAUCCGGCACCUCGAAGAAAUCAGCAACGGAGGUCCUUUAGACAUAAAGGUAAAGGAUAUAUUCGAAAUAUCACUUUUUUUUUUCGACAGGUUGAAAAAACGUUUGUCCCGGCAAAGUGUGUAGCAGCGGCGAAACGCAAAGAUUUCGUUUCCUUCCACUACAAGGUAAUUUCUCUGUCAAACUAGUUAUUCAUCUCAACCACCACCACUUUUUCUGAUGACCCAGUAACCUACUGUUUGAGGCGUUUACCGAAGACGGGAAGAAAGUUGAUCAGACCUACGGAGUUGGCCCUGUCACCAUCCAGCUUGGGACGGGAAUGGUUAUACCUGGACUCGACAAGGUACAGAGCUCAAAGUAACAAAUAGAGAAUUUCUCUUUAGGGACUGAGAGGAAUGUGCUCCGGAGAACUACGGAAAAUCCAAGUGCCCUACAGAUUGAGCCGCAAAGCGAAGAGCCGAGGUUAUUUGUGAAGAAGAGGACUUUUUAACUUCGUUUUUCAGUGUGGAAAAACAUUCCGAACGACGAGCACUGGCUGACGUUCGACGUGGAGAUGAUCCAUGUGCAGCCGUACUCCGAAGACGGCCAGUUCAGCUUCCUCGACAUGAACAACGACACGCGGCUCGACCAAAACGAGGUCCCAGAGAUAUUUCUUCGAAAAACUCGACUCUUUCAAGGUCGUUGGAUGGCUUCAGCGGAUGAAAAAGGAGUACGGUAAGUCGUGGAAAAACGAGGACAUCGACAACGUCAGUGCUGCUAAAUAUUACAUAAAGUUUGUAUCAUCUUGUCGUGUACUCCUACAAUCCUGACUUCAGGUAUUUCGAUGUUAACGGAGACGGAAAAGUUGAGAAAAGAGAGUGGUUGGUCGUGAUGCGACGCGACGAAGAUCUCAUGGCUUCUCGCACGGAUCUCUCUUCCAAGGAAAAAGGUCGACGAAGAGAUCCCGGGGUCGCUUGGAUUCUGGAUUUCAACAACGACGGCGUCGUCUCUUACAAAGUCUUAUUUUUCAAGUUCAUCCAAACCAACUUUAAUGCUUCAGGAAGUUGACGAAGCAGAUGAACUGAUCGAAAAAGGACCAACUCUUCUACCUAUUUUCAAGGACGAGCUCUAG
Caenorhabditis auriculariae is the source of this 1766-nucleotide messenger RNA. Lineage: Eukaryota; Metazoa; Nematoda; Chromadorea; Rhabditida; Rhabditidae. The record is from the annotation of a GenBank genome assembly.